Molecule: messenger RNA, 1389 nt
Organism: Entrophospora sp. SA101
Lineage: Eukaryota; Fungi; Glomeromycota; Glomeromycetes; Entrophosporales; Entrophosporaceae
Source: the annotation of a GenBank genome assembly
AUGCUUCAACAAGUCGUUUCAUACGUUGCUGGAACAUCUGUACUUCGCCAGUAUGAACUUGGCGAACAAAUUGCAAGUGCCGGUCUAUGGAAAAUAUAUUCAGAAAAUCCAUUAAGAAAAGUUACUGAUAAAAGAGAAUCAGAUCGAGCUAGCCAACUUUCUAGAUUAAGGCAUCCAUCAAUUCUUGAAGUAGUAGAAGCAGUUGAAGAGUCAAGGACUGUUAUUACAUUUGCAACAGAACCAAUUAUAGCGUCACUUUCAAAUUUACUUGGUAAUUACGACAACUUGUCACCUAUUCCCGAUGAUAUCAGAAAAUUUGAAAUGGAUGAAUUAGAGAUACAGAAAGGAUUAUUACAAAUUGGAAAAGGUUUACAGUUUUGUCAUAAUGACGCCAAAAUUGUACACUCAAAUCUUGUCCCGGAAGCAAUAUUUGUUAACGUAAAGGGUGAUUGGAAAAUCGGAGGAUUUGGAUUUAGUGUUUAUUUAAAUAACAUUGAAAAUUCUUCAGUUUACGAUUAUCCUGAUUUUGAUUCACGUAUACCGGCUUAUGCACAAAAAAAUUAUGAUUUUAUGGCACCGGAGUAUGCAUUGGAUGAAAAUGUUGAUUUUGCAAAUGACAUGUUUGCUCUUGGAUGCUUAAUAUACACAGUACACAAUCAUGGAAAAGGACCAUUACAACAUCAUAAUAGCAUGAAUACAUUUCGAAAAAAUGCCGAACAAAUAUCAUCUCUUAAUUACAAUCAACUUCCCCCUCAUUUACACGAGGUUAUGUUUCAUCUUAUAACACGUUAUCCUUCUCAAAGAAUGAACGCAACAGAAUUUCAAUCAAGCAAAUAUUUUGAUAACAUUUUAGUUUCUACUGUAAAAUUUUUUGAAAGCUUCCCAGAAAAAAGUAAUGAUGACAAAGCAAAUUUCAUGAAGGGACUAAUACGUAUUUUACCACAAUUUCCAGAAAGAGUAUUGUUAAGAAAGAUUUUGCCAUGUCUUAUUCAAGAACUUAAAGAUCAGAAUCUUCUUCCAUUUAUUUUGCCAAAUAUAUUUUUUAUUUCACAAAAAAUUCAACUUGAUGAUUUUUAUGAAAAAAUUUUGAAGCCACUUAAGCCAGUUUUUGCUAUAUCUGAACCUAUGCAAAGCAUGAUUAUUUGUUUAGAUAAAAUAGAUUUAUUUAAAUCAAAAACGUCGACGUCUAUUUUUAAAGAGGAUGUCAUGCCAUUAAUUUAUUUUGCGUUAGAGGCAAAAUCUCCAGCAAUACAAGAAAAAGCAUUAAAUUUAAAUUCUGAUGGUGGUUUAUUAAUAUUGUUAUUAUUUAAACUAGGUGUGGUUGAGUUAUAUAAAUUAUUUAAGGAUCCAAAUGAAUUUAGAGUUGUUGAAUUAUUUCCUAAAUUAUAA